Aspergillus wentii DTO 134E9 is the source of this 483-nucleotide messenger RNA. RefSeq lists its product as uncharacterized. The transcript has a single exon. The record is from RefSeq and is a predicted model, not a curated record. The coding region runs from base 96 to 362 and encodes 88 amino acids. Lineage: Eukaryota; Fungi; Ascomycota; Eurotiomycetes; Eurotiales; Aspergillaceae.
CGGGGCAUAAUUAACUACUUGAAAGCCCAUGGAAAAGAAUCCCAACGACUAAAAUACAGAAGCAUAGAACGUACAUUUGGUAAACACAGCAGGAAAUGCGAUGCUUGUAUCAAGACAACAAUUCUUGUAUAUUUAAGGGCGCUGUUUUGAGGCAAUAUCAACCAUUGUCUAUGCUGUUUCCGUGGGAGGCGCCCUGUAGUAGAGACCGAUCUUCUUUUCGAAUCUUUUGCCUUCCACCUAAUGCAUUCAAUCACAGAAGCAGUAUGAUGUGUUCGUUGACAGGGUUACUAACAGUAUUUCUCUUCUGUCAUCUUAGAAAUUCGUCUCAUAUUACCUGUUUCGAUGCAGUCACACAUCCGUAGGCCCGAAUGGCGCUUUCAACAACCACAUCCAGAUCCUUGUCCUGCUCAGCGCUAGAGCCUUCUAGAUCAAGUAGCUUAAGGCAAACCCAAUUCCGGCCUUCGGGCUUCUGUGCGAGAUGUG